Messenger RNA from Dentiscutata erythropus, 822 nucleotides. The record is from the annotation of a GenBank genome assembly. NCBI's taxonomy places the organism in Eukaryota, Fungi, Glomeromycota, Glomeromycetes, Diversisporales, Gigasporaceae.
GAACCUCCUGUACCUGGUGCUGUACGGAUAACAUUACAAGCACCAAAUAACCUUACCAUACCUUCAUAUUGUACUGGGGGAACUUAUCCUUGUGUUUUUUGGAGCGCGGAUGAAAUCCGAUAUCCUGAUGACGGUGCUGGUGUUGCAUUUUUUACCACAAGAGUAAGCUCGACAAAUUAUGCUCCACCAUCAGGUUGUGACUUUUCAAAAGCUCAAUCACCGACAGAUCGGUGUUUUUUCGAUCCAAAUUCUCCAAAUGUCCGUAGCAAUACGCUUCUACCAACAUCUUUUAUUGGUGAUAUUGAAGAUUAUACGAUGAUGAUAGAACAUUCUAUAAGAGGAAAGAUUACAUCCAUUGCAAUUCGUAAUGGUUUGUUGGAUGGUCAACUUAUGUCUCACGAUGGUCAAGUGCUUAAAACUUUUAAUAAUGCUACAAGAAUGUCUAACAAUCCUCGUGCUGAUGGUGACAUUUUCACUAUUAGAGAAAUGCUUAAUGCUGCUGGUGCAAAUUUAGAUUCUCCAUCAUCGGCUCCAGGUGCAAAUAAAACUGCGCAUGAAGAUUGCAGAACUUCCGGAAUAGUAGUCGUUAUCGUGAUUGAGUACAAAAAUAAGAAUCAAGAAAUAACCUAUAAAUAUAUACCCCAAGUGAUUGAAGGAAAUGAGUACAAAGCAGUUGAAAGGAUUUAUAACGUUACUGAUGGUUCUGUUACGUUGGUUAAUAGACAUGGUAUUCGUUUUGUAUUCCAACAACAUGGAACUAUUGGUCAAUUCGACCUUCUGACUCUCCUUACAAGUAUUGUUGGAGGUCUUGCACUUUUUUAG